CGUCAUGUGACUUCAGCAUGGCGGUGUUUGCCGACUUGGAUCUGCGUGCCGGUUCGGACCUGAAGGCGCUGCGCGGGCUCGUGGAGAACGCCGCUCAUCUGGGCUAUUCAGUUGUUGCCAUCAAUCAUGUUGUUGAAUUUAAGGAAAAGAAACAGGAAAUUGAAAAACCAAUAGCUGUUUCUGAACUCUUUACAACUUUGCCAAUUGUACAGGGAAAAUCAAGACCAAUUAAAAUUUUAACUCGACUGACGAUUAUCGUUUCGGAUCCAUCUCACUGCAAUGUUUUGAGAGCAACUUCUUCAAGGGUCCGGCUGUAUGAUAUCGUUGCAGUUUUUCCAAAGACAGAGAAACUUUUUCACGUUGCUUGUACACAUUUAGAUGUGGAUUUAGUCUGCAUAACUGUAACAGAGAAACUACCAUUUUACUUCAGAAGACCCCCUAUUAAUGUGGCAAUUGACCGAGGUGUGGGCUUUGAACUUGUCUAUAGCCCCGCUAUCAAAGACUCCACAAUGAGAAGGUACACAAUUUCGAAUGCCCUCAAUUUGAUGCAGGUCUGCAAAGGAAAGAAUGUAAUUAUAUCUAGUGCUGCAGAAAGGCCUUUAGAAAUAAGAGGCCCAUAUGACGUGGCAAACUUAGGGUUGCUCUUUGGGCUGUCUGAAAGUGAUGCCAAAGCUGCAGUGUCCACCAACUGCCGAGCAGCACUUCUCCAUGGAGAAACAAGAAAAACUGCAUUUGGAAUUAUUUCCACAGUGAAGAAACCUCGGUCAUCAGAAGCAGAUGAUGAUUCUCUUCCAGCUUGCAAAAAAGCCAAGUGUGAGGACUGACAAGAAUCCCCCAGUCUCUGUCAACACUCCCUUCUUCCCUUUGGUAGUUCAUCAGCCACCACAGAAAUAAGACCUUUGUAUGAUUUACUGUUGUCACUUGGAGCUAGAAAUUAGUAGUCUAUAAAAACGAUUUUAUAGUCAAACCAUUAAAAUAACAAAACCUAGUGAAGCAUAAAAAAAAAGACAGCCAACUUAAUGAAUUUAGAUAUACUAUAAGAGAAAAACAGACUAGUUUAUCCUUUGUUUUAAGUGAUAAAACGACAGGUAUAAUUGAAUAAGAAGAUGUUUCAAUAUUUCAAGAGACUCUUUAAAAUGUUUCUUAUUCAUUUAAAAACUCAGUGCUUUUUUGCUUACUUGAUGUACAUGGCUUAUUAUUUUUAAUCUUACUACUCAAAAAGUGGUUAUUUUUGAGGACUAUCUAUAUAUGUUAUAUAUGUAUAAAGCACUUUUGACUGACUUCCACUCGAGCAAUUUGAUGGGUUAGCCUCCUCCAUUCCCUCCGUAAAACUGUUGGCCGCUGCUGCUGAGCCCACGCACUGCAAGUCUGCCACUGCCUUGAGUGCCAGCUUGCCUCUGCCUUCACCCACUUGGAUUCACCAGAAGUUUUAGGUGUGUGUUUAUUCACAAGUCUGUUUAUGCCAUUGUAUUUAGCAUUGUAAAAUCAUGUAAGUUAAUUAAAAAUUAUGAGAACUGAUCAACUAUGAGGGGCAAAAAAAGAAUUCCCAGGAGAACUAAGUUGAUGCUUUCAAAAGGUUGGAAAAAGAUGACUCAUUAAAAAGAACUGCUGUCAGAAUAGGUGUGAGCAGGACAACUAAGAUUUGGGGGAGAUCCAGGAAAAAUUCUGCACUGCGAUUGCUUCACUGGAGUCUUAAGUUCUCUUUCUUCUUUAAAGAGACUGGAACUCGAGAAAGACAACUAGAUCUCCCAUCAGUGGAUCCAUUCUCCCAAGAACGGGCUUUGACCUUUCUUUAAAAGAUUGGCACAUGAGUAUACAUUUAUAUAUUUUAAACUCAAAUAAAAUGUUUAAGGGGAUGUAUGUUCAACUUUUUUUGAUGCUCCACCUUAGUCUGCUUUUCAACUAACUGACUAUGUAUUAGCCCCAGUUGCAUCAGGUAGUAUAUUGAGGUCUUUCAUGUUAGAUUAGGAAGGUCGAGUUAUUGCAGAUGUGACUGUCUUCUUGAAAGACUCAAGAGAAGCAGCUGGGAAAAGAUUAGAAACACAGGGGCUUCUUAAUUUACGCACAUUUGUUAUGUAUUUGCAAGCGUGCCUGCUUUCUCUUUAUGCAUACGUGCUUACCCUGUUGUUCAGGAGAGGGGGGCACACUGGCUGGUCACCAGUGAAGAGCAGCAAGCGAAGUUCCUGCUCAGGUUCACUUUUGUUAGAACAUGAACCACUGCUGGUUUAGUUGCAACAGAUGACAGGACCAUUAAUAAAAGUUCAGCAGAGUGUUCAGUUAUAAAAUAAAUACACAAAAGCCAAUAGUUUUAAUUAACAAUAACUUGUCAUGAAAUAUCAUUUUAAAAGCUGACCCUCUUUACAGACAUAAAUUACCAAGAAAUGUAUGUAGGACCUCUAUGAAGAAAACUUAGAUGAAGAUAAUGGAGAAAUUAAGACUGGAAUACAUGGAGGGAAACAUUCUGUUUGCUGGAUGAGGAGACAUUACACAUCCAGUUCUCCCCCAAAUUAAUCUAUGAAUUUAACAAAAUCUAAAAAUGUCUGUAUAUAAUUUUGCUUGCUUAUGUAUGUGUUUGGUUUUUAGACUUGGUAUUUUGAAAGAAUAAGUUUGAGAAUAGCUAGGAAAUUUCAUAGAAAAACACUGGGAGGGACUCAUACUGCUCAGUAUUAUAGAGUGCAACAGAACUCUAAUAAUUUGAACAGUAUGUAAUUGGUACAGAAAUACAUAUAAAUCAAUGAAAGAGUUGGGAGUCCAGAAACUCUUUAGUUAUCAGAAGAAAUGAUGGAUUGUUCUGUAAGUGACGUUGGAACACCUGGUUCCGUAUGUGAGAGGGGCAGUGCAGCCUACCAGUUAAGUGCAAAGACUGAAGACACGCUACCUGUGUUACAAUCCCAACUGGCUAGUGCUUACUCCCUGUGAUCUUGGGCAAAUUACAUAACCACUCUGUGCCUCGCGUCCUUCAUCUGUUCUCCCUACCUGUGGCGUCAUUGCAGGGGUUAAGUAGAUUAAUAUUUGUAGAAGGCUCAGAGCAGGACCUGUUGUAGAGAAUGUACCUACUGAGUAUCAGCUACUGUUCUAUCAUUUAGGAAUAAAACAAGUCUAAUCCCUAUCAGAUACACAGUACACACUGAUAGUAAGUUCAAGUGGAUUAAAUUUAAAUGAAAAAAACUUAUAAAAUAUUAGAGAAAAAUCUAGGUAAAUUUUUUUAAAAAAAUAAGCUUGGAUUAGAAAAGACCUAAACCAUGGUCAUCAAAGUCAGAAAACUUUAUUUAAGCUAGAUCAAGUUGUCUCUAUAAAAAUCUUCUGUUAGAAAAGUACAAAGAACUAGGAAAAUACAUUUACAAUGCAUAUUCCAGAGAGGUUUAGCAUCCUUAGCUUUUAAGAAAUUGUUUUAAAAAAACAAAUACCCUAGCCAGCCCUGAUGGUCUAGUGGUUAAAGUUCAGUGGGCUCCACUUAAGUGGCCUGGGUUCGGUUCUUGGGUGUGGAAUCACACCAUUCAACUGUCAGUAGCCAUGCUGUGGUUGUGGCUCACACAGAAGAACUAAAAGGACUUACAACUAGAACAUACAACUAUGCACUGGGGCUUUGGGGAGAACGAAAAAGAAGGGGGCUGGCCCAGUGGCAUGAUUAAGUUCAGCAUGCUCCGCUUUGGUGGCCCACUUUUGUGGGUUCAGAUCCUGGGUGUGGACCUUUGCCACUCAUCAAGCCAUGAUGUGGUGGCAACCCACGUACAAAAACAGAUGUUUGGGGCUGGCCCAGUGGCACAAGCCCUUAAGUGUAUGCGCUCCGCUGCAGCGGCCCAGGGUUCGCUGGUUCGGAUCACAGGCGCACACCGAUGCACCACUUGUCAAGCCAUGCUGUGGCGGCGUCCCACAUAAAGUGGAGGAAGAUGGGCAUGGAUGUUAGCCCAGGGCCAGUCUUCCUCAGCAAAAAAAAAAAGAGGAUUGGCAGAUGUUAGCUCAGGGAUGAUCUUCCUCACAAAAGAAAAAAAAAACAUGUUAGCUCAGGGCCAGACUUACUCAAGCAAAAAGAGGAGGAUUUGCAACAGAUGUCAGCUCAGGGCCAAUCUUCCUCACCAUAAAAAAAAAAAAAGGAAAA
Diceros bicornis minor is the source of this 4099-nucleotide messenger RNA. It is a transcript of the gene RPP30, whose product is annotated as ribonuclease P/MRP subunit p30. Gene Ontology annotation, biological process: tRNA processing. The transcript is spliced from 11 exons. Lineage: Eukaryota; Metazoa; Chordata; Mammalia; Perissodactyla; Rhinocerotidae. The coding region runs from base 18 to 824 and encodes 268 amino acids. Gene Ontology annotation, cellular component: nucleolar ribonuclease P complex. Gene Ontology annotation, molecular function: RNA binding. The record is from RefSeq and is a predicted model, not a curated record.